Messenger RNA from Aspergillus bombycis, 1953 nucleotides. RefSeq names its product fungal specific transcription factor domain-containing protein. Gene Ontology annotation, biological process: DNA-templated transcription. The transcript has 3 exons. Gene Ontology annotation, molecular function: zinc ion binding; DNA binding. The record is from RefSeq and is a predicted model, not a curated record. Bases 1 to 1953 code for a protein of 650 amino acids. NCBI's taxonomy places the organism in Eukaryota, Fungi, Ascomycota, Eurotiomycetes, Eurotiales, Aspergillaceae.
AUGAAGAACCAGGAUUGCGAAUAUCCAAAGGAUGGAAGAACAGCAGUCGUGAGAGCUAAAAAGGAGGACAUAAGAUCGCUUCAAAAGCAGGUUGAAGAGCUAAAAGCUCAGAUUCGCGGACGGACCACCGCAGAAGAUGCUUCGAGCACGGAUGAUAUACAUCGUUGUGAGACCUCAGAUCAUAUCGAGUUCGGGCCUAGGUGUCCUAGGGACUGCACACCGGCAGCGGGCCGCCCAAAUGAAGUCAGCAGGCUGCCAUGUGCUGAUCCCAGCUCUUUGGAGGGCCGUCAAAUACAGGUCUAUGGUGCUACAAGUCUGCUACCUAGUUACCUGGAAGCUCCCUUGGCCAAUUUCCAGUCCAAAGAAACUGACGAAGACGCCUUCUUGAAAAACGUCACCCGGGAUCGACUCAUUGCCUUCUCGGCAAUUAUCAAACAGAAGGAGACUAUAAUAUACUCGACGCCUAAUAUUGCAGCGAACAUCGAUUUUGACGGUGUUCCUGUAGACAUGGCAAUGCAUCUUCUAGAGCUUCAUUGGAAUCGGCUGCAUUUUAUGUAUCUUCUGACAUACCGCCCGGUGAUCAUGGACAGCCUCUUCAACAGUGGGCCUUAUAUGAACAAGCUGCUCUUGAACGCUAUCUAUUUACAAAGCAGUCUAUACAGUGAUCGCCUAUCUUUGCGCUCAGACCCUGAUGACUCGCAAACGAUGGGCAUGUCGUUCUACGAGAGAUUCAAAUCCUUACUCAUCCACUACGUAGACAAACCCACUCUGCCCACCGUCGUCGCGCUGCUGACUUGUGGUGCUUGCCUACUGCAAUACGGCAAGCAAAGCGCUAGUUGGGUAUAUUGUGGUAUGGCAUAUAGGAUGAUCGUUGACCUCGGGUAUCAUUUGGAGGAUCAGAGGUGUUCUCAGAGUGGUGAACAUGCCAAGCUCUCAGCUUUGGACAAGGAGGUCAGAAGGAGGGUCUACUGGGGAGCAUAUGCUACUGACAAAUUCCAAUCCCUUUACCUGGGCCGGCCUCCAGGGCUUCAGCAAUGCUAUAGCAAUGUACCUCGGGAUUUCCUCGAUUCUUACGAAGAAUUGGAGGAGUGGAGACCGUACAUCGAUCCCCGAGCUCGACUUGGUGACACCAGUGUCCCAGUUUACCCAGGUCGGCCGUCAUAUGCUGUGAGCACGUUUCAGUGCUUACUCCAGCUCUCCGUUAUUACGGAAACAAUAGUAAACGCAUUCUAUUCGACUAACGAUGCUAAGGCAUCCGAGCAUAUUCUCGUGCAAAGCAGACAAAGUGUCAAAGCACAACUAGAUCGUUGGAGAGAGACCCUUCCAGGGCAUCUACUGUUUAACCCAGACACGGAUGAGACACCGCCACCACACCAAAUGACACUAUACACAACAUACUGGACCUUGGUCAUUCUGGCUGAGCAACCGUUUCUUAGGCGUGGUCAUUUCGAGUUCACUCCAAUCCCAGAGUUGCAAUAUGAAUCAAAAAAAAGAUGUAUCGAAGCCUCUCUUGAAAUACGAAACCUCAUUGCAGCGUAUAAAAAGGCAUUUUCGCUUAGACGCGCCCAAUACGGGAUUUCAUACGCGAUGUAUGGCGCAGUUCUUGUUCUGCUCCAGCACACUGACCAAGAUUGUGAGGAAUAUACUGAGGCAAUCCGGUUCUUUUGGCUUGCGUUGUUGGAAUGCCAAAAUGGAUGCGGCCAUGGAUUGAAAGGGCCGCUGAGGUUGCUCAAAUCACUAAUGCGUCGAAUUGAAAAGGUAGUACAGCGCAUUGACCUCGAUUGUCCAGGUACUACAGGCGGGCUGGCUUCCAGUGAUGUUCAAUUCGAGCCCACUCCUGCGACAGAAACUCUCGGGCAAGGGGAAACUUGGGGCGCAUCCUGGCUCAACCUAGAGACCGAGGAUUUAUUCUUUGCAGAUGAUACUAUAUUUGGCUUCUUCGCCCAAGAAUAA